Molecule: messenger RNA, 900 nt
Organism: Geodia barretti
Lineage: Eukaryota; Metazoa; Porifera; Demospongiae; Tetractinellida; Geodiidae
Source: the annotation of a GenBank genome assembly
AUGACCGAAUACGCCCUCGUAGCCGACGUUGGAGGCACCCGGACCCGUGUCGCGCUCGUGGACGCCACAGGCGGCAUUGUGGUCAGGCAUUCCACAGAAACACUGGCGCGCCAAGGCAGGGAUGCGGUGAUGAACAGGCUCGCCGACGCGCUUGAGCAUGUUGCAUCCGAGCGCCGAACCGAAAUCAAAGGUGUGGGCUUGUCCCUUGCCAGCCCCGUGGAGCCUGGCACCGGGGUAAUGUACAAUCCUCCGAAUCUUGGACCUGAGUGGCAUCUCUUCACUCCAAUACCGAUACUGCGGGAACGCCUGUCGCUGCCCGUCUAUGCAGAGAACGAUGCCACACUUGGCGCGCUUGGCGAGCAUGCAUUCGGAGCUGGCAGGGGAUGCGACAAUAUGGUCUAUAUGACUGUCAGCACGGGCAUCGGCGGUGGCAUCAUCAUCGACGGAAACCUCUACACGGGCACAAACGGCUUCGGUGCUGAGAUAGGGCAUAUGACCAUAGACCAGAAUGGUCCUCUGGACAACUGCGGCAAUGGGCCAGUAGCAGGGGAAAGAAGCGUCAUGAUCGAAUUCGCUGGCGGCGACAUCGCAGCCGUGGAUGCCCGCAUUGUCGUGCAAGCCGCCCACCAAGACGACGCGCUGGCGCAAUCUCUGAUGCAAGAGGUCGGCCGCAGCCUCGCAAGCGGCAUCAUCAGCCUGAUGCACAUAUUCGACCCUCAGCUCAUUGUUAUCGGUGGCGGCUUGGGUCAGAACCUCGACAUGUUCAUGCCCACCAUCGAACCGGAGGUCAAGCGCCGCGCAAUGGCGCACUUUCAGGGCGCAGUGCCCGUAGCAAAGUCGCAACUCGGCGACGACGUCAGCCUGCUCGGAGCCGCCGCCCUCGUAUUCAAAGAGGCUUAA